Molecule: messenger RNA, 2307 nt
Organism: Electrophorus electricus (electric eel)
Lineage: Eukaryota; Metazoa; Chordata; Actinopteri; Gymnotiformes; Gymnotidae
Product: immunoglobulin superfamily DCC subclass member 3
Biological process (GO): cell-cell adhesion
Molecular function (GO): protein binding
Source: RefSeq, a predicted model, not a curated record
GGGAUACACGUGCUGGAAUAUAUGUGCUUUGGUUCUUUUUUUCUUCUUCUAAAUUUAAACAAAUGAAAUUCAGGACUUCGGCAGUCUGAACUGACGCUCGUUACGGAAUACUUCCAAACCAUGAAAAUGACCAUUGUUUACCUGCUGCUUGCUUUGACCACACUGUCAGGUUUGGGCGGAGCUUCCGAGCUGGCCUUCAUCAAGGAGCCCAGCGAUGUCAUUGCUGUGCGGGAUCGCCCCUUGAUGUUGGACUGUGAGGUGGAGGGGGAGGGGCCUAUCACUAUUACGUGGAGGCGGAAUGGCAUGCCCAUCACUACGGGCACCAGGAUGGCCGUGCUGGACAGCGGCAUGCUCCUGAUCCGGAAUUUCCAGAAGCGGCGCGAGAGCAACGAGACGGACGCGGGAGAGUACGAGUGUGCGGUGCGCAACCGCUAUGGCAUGCUGGUCAGCCGCAAGGCGCGGGUGCAGCUGGCAUCGCUUGCCAAGUUUCACACUCACCCCGAGUCCAUGGCCGUGGACGAGGGUGGGGUGGCACGUCUGCACUGUGCUGUUAAUGGAAUUCCUGAGGCGACCAUCACCUGGGAGAGGAACAGGACCACACUCAGCACAGAUGAGGACAGGUACACUCUGCUGCCUAAUGGUAUUCUGCAGAUCACUGGUGUUUGUCAUGCAGACAGCGGACUGUAUCGCUGCGUGGCCAGAAACAUUGCGAACACACGUUACAGUAACGAGGCCCAACUCACUGUCACUGUGGCGACUCCUCGUGCCUAUAAGGAGCCUGUGAUUCUCUCUGGUCCUCAGAAUCUCACUAUCAACAUCCAUCAAACGGCCAUCUUGGAGUGUAUCGCUACGGGCAACCCACGGCCCAUUGUAUCCUGGAGUCGGCUGGAUGGACGCUCUAUUGGCGUAGAGGGCAUCCAAGUAUUGGGCACGGGUAAUCUGAUCAUCUCAGACGUCUCCCUGCAGCACUCUGGGGUGUAUGUGUGCUCAGCCAACAGACCAGGUACCAGGAUGAGACGUACAGCCCUGGGUCGCCUGGUGGUGCAAGCUCCCCCAGAGUUUCUGCAGUGGCCGCAGUCUGUAUCUAAACCAAUAGGGGGCAGUGCAGUGUUUACCUGCCAGGCUCAGGGAGUUCCAGAGCCUCACCUCAUCUGGCUGAAGAAUGGCAAGAUCCUCACCCCAGGAGACAACGUCAAACUCACCAACAACAACAGCACUCUAGCCGUGACACGGAUCACGGCCGAGGACGAGGCCAUCUAUCAGUGCAUAGCGGAGAACAGCGCCGGCACCAACCAGGCCAGCGCUCGGCUGGCUGUGUCCCAGCCCGCGGAGCUCCCAGAGGCCCCGCAGGACCUGAGGGCCAGCCCGCUCUCGCCCACCAGCCUGGAGCUGCGCUGGGACCCGCCCGAGGCCAGCAAUGCCGACGGCAUCAUCGGCUACGUGCUGCACAUUCGCAUGCUUGGAGAGCCGGACAUCAAAGAGCUUCAAGAGGCAGUGAGUAAGGACACUUUCCAGCAUGACUUUAACAACCUUGAACCAGCAACCACCUACUCUAUCUACCUCAAAGCAUAUUCUCCUCUGGGGGCCAGCCAGAAGUCUAAUACUGUCAUUGCCACAACACUAGGAGGUGUUCCCACCAUGCCCAGUUUCCUCACGAAGGUGCUGAACACCACUGCACUGCAGGUGUACUGGGAAUUGCCCAGUAAGGCAGGGAAAGUGGAGGGCUUUAGGCUGUCCUACCGAAUGGUCUCGCACGAGCAGCUCAGCGCAGAAGAGCGAUUCCCCAGCCACAUCAACACACACACCAUCUCACACCUAGAGUCUGCAGCUGUGUAUGAGAUCCAGCUGGUAGCGUUUAAUGGGAAUGGAGACAGCAUCACCAACAAGCGCCUCGUCUCACUGGCUGAGAGCGAAACUGGAGGAAAGAACAGUGCUGGAGGCCAGAGCCUGUGCAACUGCAGGCAGGAUGGAGAAGACUCUAUGACAGGCAUAGUAGUUGGCAUCCACAUUGGAAUGGCGUGCAUCAUCUUUUGUGUGCUCUUCCUAAUGUUCGCAUACCGUCGCGGUUCAUUCUGCAGAAAGGGUACCCAGGAUGAGUGGAGUGUACCUCAGAGAGGGGCAGGGCUUCUCAGGAGUCUAAGGGACACAACAGCUAAAGAGGGAAUGAUCCGUACUACAGAGGCUAUAGAGCUAACGCCACAACAGCUUCAGGGCCAGGCACCAGGUGCCCACUGCCAGGUCCUCAUCGAGCAGCAGCCCAUCUGCCAGCCGUGCACUACCAUGGGCACAGGCACUGGGGCAGGCUAA